Molecule: messenger RNA, 6862 nt
Organism: Heterotrigona itama
Lineage: Eukaryota; Metazoa; Arthropoda; Insecta; Hymenoptera; Apidae
Source: the annotation of a GenBank genome assembly
UGUGGGUAACGAGAUCGACAGCUACACUAUUUAGAUACAAACGUUUGCAAUUCUUUCUUCAAGGAGCAUUAUCGUGGCGCGUGUCGAGCAAACGGAACCAGGAACGCCCCUGGUGGACGUGGACAAAAUUCGAGAAGCUCUGGCUGCGAACGGAGUCGGGAUCAUUGGUGGGAACGCGAUCAUGAACACGACCAUGCACAUGGAAAAUACGAAUCCUCCUGCUGUCGAUGGAACGCAACGUGUCAAUGACGGUCAAACAACGCUCGUUAACAAUACCGUUACAACCGUUCAGAGCGAAGAAGUGACGGUGUACAAAGCAGAAAACAAAUUAUUAAUCUGGCUUCUGAUAAUUUUGGGUUUACUCAUGCUUUUGGCGAUUGCCGCGUUGAUUGUCUGUUGCAUAUGCCCUGGAUGUCCGUUUUACAUGGCACCCAGGAAAAGACGGGUAUAUUCGUCGGAAACGUUGGUCGUACGAUCAGACGGCAGACCAAAGCGACAUCUUCAUCGGCAGCCGGCAGUAGCCGCCGAAGUAUCGUGGAAUGGGAGGAAGCAGGCGUGGAGCGCCGACCCGACGCGUAGGAACUGGCAGUUCAAUAAAAAGAACGUUGUGAAGAAUUGUUCGCUGCCUGGCGACGUGGCCUACGUGGCUUCCGGCCAGCCGGGCGACCUUCAGAUGACCCUCGAGGCUCAACGACUGAGGGACGGAGGUUCGAGGUACGAAGCUCACUCGAGGAGAAGCAGAAUGAACGAGCAAGAGAGAAUGUACAUGGAAGACGUGGAGGAACAAAAGAGGGCUGCGAGAGGUUAUCGCACCGCCGAGUUGGAUUCCCUGCAGCGGCACGAGGCGGACAGAGGCUCCGACCUGCAACACCAAGCUUACAGACAAAGAUUCAUGGAGGCCGACGUGAACGUCGAGGAGCAACCGACGGUCAGGGAGCAACACUUUUACCGCGAAGGUAACGCCGAGGUGCUGCGGCUGGUGACGCGGGGGCAGCUGGAAGACACGAGCCAUGUUCAUCAGCGGCCGACAGCCUUGAUCGUCGAUGGUAAGGACAUAAUUCUGCAAAGAUUCAUCGAAGACCAGAGGUCAAGGCACGAGUUGUCGAUGCAGGACAUCGAGGCAGCUCGUAGCAUGGAAUCGCACCAGAGAUCGAAAGAAGUAUGCCAACAGCAACAACAACCGCCGGAGAUAAUCCUGAUACCGGAGAGGCUGGAUCUCGGCCAUCACAGGCAGCACUUAUCCUCCCUCGAGGAGAUUCGGCCGACAGUGCAGAGGCUCGUGAUCGAUCACGGUGAUUACGCUGACUCGCAAAAAACGGCAGAGAGAGAGCCCCUUCAAAUGAGGGAGACGCUGAGGCAAGAGAAGCAAGAGCACGCCGACGUGCGCGCCGUGACGAGCGUGCCGAUUUCUGACAAGCCGCCGCCGACGAUUCCUGACAUUCCCAUCAAAGAGCAGAGAGCUGUUCAACCGGCGGACGACGCUACUCGCUACUCGUUUCACGAUUUCGAGCUGGCUCGGCAGAACGCUUUGCUCACUCGAUUGCUGCUCGAGAGGGAGAGUCGUCGAGCAGCAGGUGGCGGGAUGGACUCGACCAGUUACCUGGAGACUCAGAGCCUGCCCGGGCAGGUGGCGAUCGCCACUCAGACCGACAGAACGGCGGCCACUCAGACGGAGCGUCAGGUGAAGAGCAGAAGCGACAACGACGAGUCCGACGAGGAGUCUAAGCACAGAAGGAAGCUGAAAUCGAGGAAAAAGUACGGUGACGGGGACUGGAGACGAUCCGCACGAGCUCCGUGGACGAAGUCGCCGAUCGAGGAGGAGGCGAGGAGGAGCCCUUGCUUCGACAAGCGUCUCAGCAUCCUGAGGAAGAAGGUGCGAGAGGUGAAGGAGGGCAGGAAGAUCUCGCUGGAGCCCGGUGUGCUGCGGGAGAUCUCGGACUCGUUGGACGGGAACGGGAGUUGCUCGUGCAAGGGCGAGGAGGACGAGACGACGAGGCGCAGCUACCAGAGAACCGAGCAGACGAGCAUCAGUUACAAGAUAUUGAACGAGAAGGAGAGCGGCUCGCAGUCGAGCGAGGAGAAACGUCCGGCUUCCUCGCCGGAGGAGGCCAAGCUUCAACGGGAGAGACGCGAGAAGAGUCCUGCGAGAAAGUCCGAGGCGAGAUCGAAGACGCAGAAGAGGCCGAGUUUCCGAAUCCUCGAGAAGGAGUUCACGAUGCUGACGAAGAAGCUGAGCAAGCUCGGCGAGAGGAAGUUCCAGGAGAGCACCGGCAGCACCGACGAGAAGUCGGACGCGUUCGCGAAGAAGACGGAUUCCUCGACCAGCUCUCAGAAACAAACGGCCGAACGUGCGAGCGCGUCGAAAGCCGAGCAGAAGGGAAAGCAGAGGAAAGACUCGGCGAUAGCUAAAACGAAGCAGAAGCUGAAGUACCAGCAGAGUCAGGUGAUGAGCACGGGGAGUUCGGAGUUGGACGACGGCCUCGACAAACCGAAGAAAUCGAGCGUGAAGCAGAGACAGCCGAUCGGCGGCCAGAGCCACGCGAAGGUGAAACGUCAGGCGCAAAUCGAUCGACGAGAAUCGAAGAGACAGAGUAUGCCCGACUAUCGAGACCAAGGGGUUGAAAAACGGAGAGAAGCCGCCUCGAAGGACACUCCGAAACUGGAGCCAAAGUCUGACAAACUUGGCAAGACGACGACCAGAGCACCGAAACUCGCUGCCCUGUCUCGCAAGCGGAACGCGAGCGAGGAAACCAGCACCAGCACCGCCGAGGAGAAGAAAGACGAAGCAGCCACGUUUUUCCCUGCGCGAGACUUCGCCACGAAGAAGAGCAACACGCACCUUUCGGAGGGAGAUUCGAACGCGUCGAACCGAAGAGCAGAUUCUACCAAGCGUCGACGCGAAGCGGAAACUUUGCCGAAGGAAAUCAUUCGGCAAAAGUUCAGCGACGACUUUGUCGAAGAACCAAAGACAGACGAGGAGGGAAAACGAGCUGCAGCGGAAGCGGGGAGGAAAUCUGACACGACAGUGCAAGUGUCAGAAAAUGAACUGAACAAGGGGAUGCAGGAAAAUUCAUUUGAAAAGGAUGCGAGUACCGAGAAACAGUUAAUUACAGGUUCGACUGUAGCUCGAGAUCGACGGGCCGAUAAAACUUCGUCGGGAACAGAAUCUACGGAGAGCGUAAAAUACGCGGAGAAAGAAGAAACUGAAAGAGACGUGGCUCGCCACGUACAAAGAGAUUACAAAGAGAAGGAUGAAUCUUUAGAGGAGCGGAUUGAAACUAAAACCACGGACGCUUGGUCGAAAGAGAAAGAGAAACAGGGAGAACAGAAAAUGAGAAAACUUUCGAAAGACUUUGGGAAAGAAAGUGUCGCUUCGGAAGGGAUUGACGAGACAGAGGCGGCCUACAAAGCUCAAAGACAGACUCGAGCGGGAGAAAAGGACGCGUACAUAUUGCUAGACUAUGCUGACGGAGCUAAGGGAAUUACGCUGGAUGUCGAGGACAAAGCUGAAGACAGAGAAGCAGAAAUGGAUGAAACUGAUGGAGAGGAGGAGAAACAAAUAACACACGCGAAAGAUGUUUCAACAUUAGAUUACGCUACCACGGGGCAGAAGGGAAUUGAAUUCAAUGUUCGAGAUGAAAAGAAGAUCGACUUAAAUGCAAUAAAAGUCCCCUAUGAGUACGAGAAAGAAACUUACGACGAGAAAGUUGAAGGAGACGUUCUUUCGGACGAGCGGGGAAAGUACGAAGACGUUGAAAAAAUGAAAUCCACUUUCGCGGAUAGAGAUAAGAGCAUUGGCGACGAGAAAGAAGAAGUCGCUGUAAGAGACGCGGCUGAAAUGAAAGCUGUUGAAAUAACUGGCGACCAUAAAAUAACCGAGGAUCGAGAAUUUGAGGACAAAGAAACAUUGGAGGAAAUUGCUACUGAAUCGAGUAGAGAUCGACAAGUCACUGAACAAUCGAACACAAGCGAAGACGAGAAAACUGAUGGAAAUGUUGCGGAGGAAACGACUACAGUUGAAAAAUCUAGUAAAGAGACGCGAGAAUUGUCUGCGGAACGUAAAAUUAUCGAAACAGCCAAGAAGGGACAAAGUGUUGAAGAAGAAGCUAAAGGUUAUCAAACUGUUGAAAAAGUGUCUGAAGAUGAUGUACCUGACGACUUCGAAGGAAUAUUCGACGAAGAAAAGGAAAUUUCGACUGCUGUCGAAAGAGAAACUGUGAGAUCAGACGAUCGAGAAAUUCCCUUCGAUGGAAAAGAGUCUGACGAGGAAAGUCAUCAGAAGGAAAGAAGCAGUUCUCCCGAUGCAAAGGAAAUUUCCACGAAGAGAGAAGAACAAGUUGUUACUGCCGAUCACGAAGUUAGCAAAGAAAAGGAGAUGGUAAUUCUAGAAAGGGAACUGGCAAGUACAGACAAGGAAGAAGCGAGUGUUGCCGACGAUAAAGAAGAGAAACUGACUACAGAGGGUGAAAAAACUAGCGACCUGAUUAAGAAAAGAAAACUUCAGGAAAAAGAAGCUAACAAAGGGACGCGAGAAACUGACGAGGGUCGAGUUGGUGGCGAGAAAAUUGCAGAUAUCGGACAGCAACUCGUGACUGAGGAGACGGACGACACGUCGACGAUUCGCAAAGAUACAAAGGAAAAGGACGAUACGUUAAAGGUGUCAACUACUGAGAAACAAGAUGGCGAGGAAGCAAAGGAAAUUGACGAUCACAGCGUUUUCUCGGCAGUGUUUAAAGCUGUUCAUUCGUUGGUCGACACAUUGACGAAUGGCAAAACACCGAGCCCUGAAAGAGAGGCUGCAGCUACCGAGCAAUCGCUUCGGGAUAAGAAACUUAUCGAAGAAGAAUUAUCUCCGUUGCCUUCCACUUCCCGGAUAAACGGUGAUUCCGUGACAUUAUUGGGCAACGAAAAGGCAGAGGAGGACACGAAAGUAACAACUAGCUCGACAGAGGACACGAAGGAAGAAAAGAGCGAAGAACCCGGCGAGAUGGAUGGACUAGUGGAACUAGCGUCGUCGGGAAACUCGGCCGACGAGCAACGAGAAAUCAACGAAUCUUCGAAGGACGACGAGAUGAAAGGCACGAGGGUGGAGGAGUUGCGGGAAGAAAAGCCGGCCGAGGAUAAUGAAACGGUAGAUGACAAAUUAGCACGAACCAGCGAGGAAGGGGAGCAAUUGCUCCGAAUUCGCCCGCAGACGGAGGAAGAGAAGUUUGCGUCCUGUGCCAUUAUAUCGGAAGUUGCGACAGAUUCGGGGGGGACGUCCGAAUCCGGCAAGCAAUUGAAGUCGCAGAGCGAGCAAACUGAAUUACAAGAAGUGGAGCAACUCGUCGGGGGAGAAACUUUUGCGGCGAUGGAGGGAGAGACGACGUUUCCAGGCAAGUGGUCAACUAUGAUGGUGUCUGACGUACCUGGGAUUGCCGACUGGGAUAAUAAGCACGAUCUGAUUGUGCUGAGAAUGGACGAAACGUCGCUGGCGAAGGAAGCUACAGAAGAGGGGAGACCGGUUUCCCUCGAACGACAAUUGACAGACACAACGUUAACAACCAGACCGUACCAGACGCCGCGACAUCGUGCUCGCCGGCUCUCCGAGAAAGAGAGCAGUCGAGUGGACGAGCCGACCGAAGCUAAGCGGAGCAUCGAGGACGAAGGGAAAGAAGAAGUGUCGAUCGGAGAGACGAAAGACGAGGACCCGUUUCGGAUAAUCGAAGAUACGAGCGAGAAAGGCACGGAAAGAGAAUCACCUACGAAAGCCAUGGAAGUGGAGUCCGAGUGUGAUUCAGCGGUGGAUAAAGGAUCCUCGACCGGUGCAAAAGAUGCGAAAGAUUCGAGAGCGAAGGCUGGAAUUAAAGCCGACAGACAGGAUGGGGAAACCGAGACAUUCAAAGUCGUAGACAGAAGGGUGAAAGAGCUGGGAAGGAAACGGGUGAGCUCGCAGAGAAAGAAGAAAAGUUCCUCCGAGGAAUCCUCGGAGGAGAAAGCAGCGUCCAUCCACGCUGGACACCGAACGCUUCGGAGGAAGCUGCCGGAAGACCAGUCGAGGCAAAAGGACCAAAGCAUCGACCAGACGAGACAAUCGACGAAGAGGGACGAGCGAAAGCAGUCGCUGUCGAAAGUGAAAGCUCAGAGAGAGAAGAAGUCGUCGAGCAGCAGCGAGAAGUAUCCAACGCCGCCGAAAACCGGCGAGAUCGACACGAGCAAAGCUCAGCCGAAAUACAUGGCUUGGUACAAGAAGAACCGAGAGGAAAUGGAGAGGAAACGAGCCGAGUUGCUGGCCACCGACGACGAGGACCAGCUGCCCCGAUGGUUACGAAGGAGCAUGAGAAAUCAGAAAUCCGAGAUGGAGGAUGGAAAGCGAGAGAAGAAAUCGAGCCAGAAAACCGCUGACACGACCCCGAUGCGAACGAGACGCAAGGUUAAACCAUUGGUAAACGUCGAGUCUGAACAGUUGAAAGCCAUAGUUCGCCAGGGGAGGAAGUUGAGAAGAGCCGAGGGUGGGAAAAACGAGGAUCCACCGGUCCAGAUAUUCGCGACGACGCCGCCCGCGGUUCCACAAGACCCUAAACACCACCUGUUCCAGCAUUCUGAGUACAAGUACGAAAAGAUGCCUGCGCCAUUUUAUCUUCAUCCUCCACCGGCUCCUCACCCGUCCCCGCAACUGUCACCCGAACACUAUGAAAUAGUAGUUCCGCCAACGGUGGAACGUACCAGCGAAGAUUUCGACUCUGGAGUAGCCGUGUCGUUGCAACAGGGUGGCAACAGGUUGCGACACCAGCAAUUGUUAGAGAAGAAGAGCGUGUUCGAUAUCGCGUACAGCGAGGCUGCACCCUCUCAGCUCCGUUCCGACAGUACUUCACCACCGUCA